Cajanus cajan (pigeon pea) is the source of this 2170-nucleotide messenger RNA. Lineage: Eukaryota; Viridiplantae; Streptophyta; Magnoliopsida; Fabales; Fabaceae. The record is from RefSeq and is a predicted model, not a curated record.
UGUAAUUUUUUUGCUUUGUUCCCUCCACCUCGUUUCCGUGUCUAAGCCAUCUCACGCCCGUCACCGUUCACACCAUCGACGCCCUCUCUCCAGUCUCCACGCCACACCAAAACUGAUUUGUGGGUUUAGGGUUUAGGGUUUUGAGCGAUUGUGUUUUCAGCGGCGCCAAGGGACUCCAUUCAUUCACACUGCUUCUUUUUAACGUUCUGCAUUGCUGCACAACUCACUAAGCAAUGGACGUCGACGAUGCGUCCGACGCAGAACCCGCCGCCACCACCAGCGCCGGUUCCGCGGCCAAGAAAUCGAGGCAGCGGAAGAGGAAGGAGCACACGGCGGACAAGGAGGGCCACGCGGCGGCGCGAGAGAAGCUGGCGAAGAGAAUCCUCUUGUCCCUGACGAGGCCUUCCUACGUUCUAGGGUUGGGUCCCAAGCCUCUGCGGCUGGAACACCGCACGAGGCUGCGCUACCUGCUGCGGAGGCUCGUCAACCAGCACCACUGGGUCGCCGCCAGCGGCGUUCUCAGUGCCUACUUGAAGGGGACGCUCACUGACGCCUCUCCCUUCAGGAACCGUCUCAAGUUUUGGGCUUUAUUCGAGCUUCUUAGGCACGUGGACAAGUCUUCUAUGAAUCCAACGAGAAUGAAGAAUCUCUAUGAUAUUUGGUCCAAGAAAAUUGGAUCAAUGAAGACUUGGCCAGUGGAGAGCAGAUAUGCAGUCCAUUUGGAGUUCAUGUUUUUCUGUCUUUUGCAAGGCAAUGCUGGGGAUGCAUACCAGCUUGCUCUAUGCCUUGAGCAAGAAAAAGUUGAUGUUGAUCCAGUGUCAAAGAUGAUGAUGGGUUUGACAUUCUAUGAGCUAUGGUAUUCUUCUAUCUCCAAAGAAUUCCAGUGGAGAAAUUCAGAUCAGUUUGACUUGCAAGAGAACUCACAUAUGGAGGGAACCUCAUUCAACAAUGAAACUGGACAGUUAGAGUGGUUUAAUUCAGUUGAAUCCCACAUGGCUGAAUCCCAAUAUCAACAUGAUUCGGAUGCCUCUGUCAUGAAUGAUAAGCAGAUAUCUAGAAAUGUUGUCUUCAAUGAAGAAAUGAAGGUUGAUGCUAACGAAAGAAAAAAACCACACCAGAGCUUUCAGCAGGAAGGUUUUUACUUAAGUUCUGAAGAGCAAAGAUCUGGAGAUCCUUUUUCUAACAGUAGAGAUCUUCCACAUGAUACCUUGCUUGCCCUUUGUGGACUUGAUUUGUGGCUGUUGCCCUUGCAUUUUUCUGAUGAGAACAGUUUUGAGGAGUUCAUGUUUUUGCAAAGAAGCCAACCUAAUGACUAUUACAAAAAUGCAGUGAAAUAUUUACAACUAGCUCUCAAUUCAGAACCUUCUGCUUCAGCUGCAUUACUUCCAUUGGUACAGUUGUUGCUGAUUGGAGGUCAAGUUGAUGAGGCUCUAAAUAUGCUUGAGAAGCAACGCUGUAAGUCAGCCUCUGUACUCCCAAUUAGGGUAAGGGCUGCUCUCUUGGAGCGUUUAGAUCGAAACAACUCUCCCUUGCUUCUUAGCUGUUUUGAAGAUAUAUUGAAGAAGGAUCCAACAUGUAGUGAUGCCUUAACGAAACUUGUCAAGAUGCACCAAAAUGGAGACUAUUGUCUUGAAUCUCUGUUGGAAAUGAUUGCUUUACAUUUAGAUGCUACAGAUGCAGAAUACAAUACGUGGAAGGUAUUCUGUUCAUGUUUCUGUAAACUCUCUAACUACGAAGAAGACUGUAUGUCUUCAUGCCCCAUUCAAAAUGAAGAUGAACGCCUGCAGCAUUGUUCCUUUACCAAAACCCCUAAAAUAUUUACGGAUGGUGUGUUGGGAAAAUCUUGGAGGCUUCGCUGCAGGUGGUGGCUAACAAGACAUUUCAACGAUCACAAGCUCCAAUCAGAAAUAGAAGCUGGUGAUUUGCAGUUAGUUACAUACAAAGCAGCAUGUGCAUCGUAUAUGUAUGGACGAGAGUUCAACUAUGUUGCGAAGGCUUAUUCUCAUUUAGAGAAAGAAAAUGAUAAGGAGUUAUUGUUGUUCUUGGAUGAGCACAUGGGAAGUUCAUUUGGAAUUUAUAAAAAUUUCAAAAGAAAUUUACUCAUAUAACAUAAUAGUGUUAAAUAUUUAUUGCAGUGGUUAAUCAUUGUUUGAUUACUUUCUUUAUCUCA